UUCUCCUGAUUGUCUAUGGACUUACACCUCAUUGGUUGGGGAAAUAUCAAUGCCCUUUCAAGCCAAUAUUUAAAAUUUAACCAGGGCUACACCUUGGCCAUUCUUGCACUCUGCCUAGAAUUGAAUCAUCAAGCAUUUGCAAGGCAAUCAACCAUGAGAGUCUUAGACUUGUCAGUGAAAUCUGGUGACUGCAUCAAACUGAAGGGGAAAAUACAUCAAGGGGCCAAGAGUUUUGCCAUCAACUUAGGUCGGGAUGAUUCUAAUCUGGCCAUUCACUUGAACGCUCGUUUUGAAGCCCAUGGAGAUGUCAAGAAGAUUGUGUGUAAUUCCAAAUCAAAUGGUCAGUGGGGUGCAGAGGUACGGUCAUCGAUAUUCCCGUUCCAGGAAGGAGCUGAAAUUAAGAUCUGUCUCUGCUACCAAGCUGAUGAUAUAAAGGUGAAGCUAGAUGGACAGGAAAUCAGCUUCCCCAAUCGUCUUGGCCUGAAUACUGCCCAGUACUUCUCAGUGGAUGGAGAUAUGAGUCUUCUGUCUUUCAAGUGUUGAUGAAACGUAGUCUUACUUCCACCCUGUGGAUUUCUUGACUAAGAUAAAAAAGCAAAUAAAUAAGUCAUUUGA
Messenger RNA from Crotalus tigris (Tiger rattlesnake), 615 nucleotides. Its product is annotated as 16 kDa beta-galactoside-binding lectin-like. The coding region runs from base 16 to 543 and encodes 175 amino acids. The transcript is spliced from 4 exons. Gene Ontology annotation, molecular function: carbohydrate binding; laminin binding. The record is from RefSeq and is a predicted model, not a curated record. NCBI's taxonomy places the organism in Eukaryota, Metazoa, Chordata, Lepidosauria, Squamata, Viperidae.